Molecule: messenger RNA, 2308 nt
Organism: Syngnathoides biaculeatus (alligator pipefish)
Lineage: Eukaryota; Metazoa; Chordata; Actinopteri; Syngnathiformes; Syngnathidae
Product: vang-like protein 1
Exons: 8
Coding region: 45-1664 (539 amino acids)
Biological process (GO): multicellular organism development
Cellular component (GO): plasma membrane
Source: RefSeq, a predicted model, not a curated record
CUUCCCCCGCAGAGAGAAACUUACCCCCGUGAACGCCGAACGGAAUGGACACCGAGUCGACCCACUCGGGCUACUCCAGCCGCUCGGGGAGGUCAAACCGGCACGGGGAGCGAGGCCGCGAACGUCACAAGGCCGGCGCCGGCAAAGACGGCAGCCGCUCGGAGAAAUCGGUCAUCAUCAACCCCCCGGAGACGUCCUCCCAAGACUCGCCGGUGCACAACGGCGAGCCGCUGCCGGGCGAGCCCUCGCCGGGGGCCGAUCUUGGAGAAGAGGGCCAGGAUGACAACUGGGGGGAGACCACCACCGCGGUGACGGGCACCUCCGAGCUGAGCGUGUCCCAGGAGGAAGUGGUGGGCCUGGGCAAGAGCAUACAGGACCGGACCCGAAGCUUCCGGCGUUAUCUCCCCUUAGCCGCGGGCCUCUGCGGGGGUCUGGUGGUGCUGGCCACCCCGCUGGUCUUCCUGCUCCUGCCCGUGAUCAUGUGGCCCGAAAGACUGCAGCCUUGCGGCGCCGCCUGCGAGGGCCUCUUCCUGUCGCUCUCCUUCAAGCUCCUCAUGCUCCUCACGGCCAUCUGGGCGCUGUUUCUCCGGCCGGCCCGCGCCAGCCUGCCCAGGGUGUGCGCGGGCCGCGCCUUCCUCACCACGCUCACCCUACUGCUCACCAUGUCCUACUGGCUUUUCUACGGCGUCAGGAUCCUCGACGCGCAGGACGAGGACUACCACGGCGUGGUCCAGUUCGCCGUGUCCCUGGUGGACUCGCAACUCUUUGUCCACUACCUGGCGGUGGUGCUGCUGGAGCUGCGCCACUUGCGACCGUGCUACAGCGUGUGCGUCAUCCGCUCCACCGACGGGGAGACGCGUCACUACAACAUCGGACAGCUGAGUAUCCAGAACGCGGCGCUCACCAUCUUGGAGUACUACUACCGAGAUUUCCCGCUCCACAACCCGGCGCUCCUCUCGGCUACCAAGCACCGCGCCUCCAAGCACCUGGCCGGGUUCAAAGUUUACAACGUCGACGCUCCGGGGAGCGCGGCGGGGGCGCCGCCCGCUAACGGGAACCAGUCCCAGGCCGCCAUCGCCGCCGCCGCCAAACGUAAAGACAGCGCCCACAACGAGCUGUACUACGAGGAGGCCGACUACGAGAGACGAGUACGCAAGCGGAAAGCCAGGUUGGUGGUGGCUGUGGAGGAAGCGUUCACGCACGUUCGCCGCAUGAAGAAGGAGGACGAGCGAGCGACGCCGUCGGACAUCAUGGACGUGCGGGAGGCGGCUCUGGCCGUUUUCCCCUCCAUGGCCCGCGCCCUGCAGAAGUACCUCCGCACCACCAGGAGGCAGCAGUGUCACAGCAUGGAGAGCAUCCAGAAGCACUUGGCGUUCUGUCUCGUCAACAACAUGAGCCCCAAGGCCUUCCUGGAGACGUACCUGUCCCCGGGCCCCACCCUGCAGUACGGCCCCGAGCGCUGGAUGGCCGACCAGUGGACGCUGGUGAGCGAAGCGUCGGUGACGAGCGGCGUCAAGGACGGCGCCGACUUUGCGCUCAGGUGUCUCGACUUCAACCUCGCCGUCACCGUCAAGGCCAUCCCGUACAUCCGCGUGCGGGAGGAGUACGUGGACCCCAAAUCGCACAAGUUUGUGCUCCUGCUCCAGUCGGAAACUUCGGUUUAGCGGCUCCUCCGGACCUACACGCCUCUGACAAUUACUGCAUUUACCUUCUCAAAAAAGGCUCUUUUGUUUUUUGGAUUUUUUUUUCUUCCCAUUUUUGCAUAAUUCUGGCAUCCUGUAUGCACUAUUUAAAAAAAAAAAAAAAGACUCACUGUUGUGUUUGCAUGUGGAUGAAGACCGUGGGACUUUUUCGGAUGCAAAAAAAAAAAAGUGAUUUUGUGGGAAAUAUUUGUCAAAAAAAAAAAAGAACUGCUAGUUUUGAAUUAGCCGUUAGUAUACCGUUUGUACAGUAUUUAUACGUGAACGUGCAUUAUUCCCUGCAUAAUUUUGAUAUGGAAACUGCAUUGCUUGAAUUUUAACAGUUUUUUUGUUUUGUUUUUUUUUACUUUGUGCAGACGACGAUUGUGAAUUUGUAUACGACACUGGGAUCGCCGAUGUUUCACAUAUUUCACCGUGUAAUUCAUGUAAUACAUAUAUAUUAUUAUUAUUACAAUGACUUUUAUAUCGUCAAUGUAUGACAGCAUUUUCUCAGCAGCGUGAGACUUCGCAUAAAUAUGAAUAUUCAGUGAUUACAGGGAACAUUUCUAAACUAAAAAAAUAAUUUUUUUUAUUUAUAUAUAUAUAUAUAUAUAUAUAUACACACACAC